Molecule: messenger RNA, 2374 nt
Organism: Sitodiplosis mosellana (orange wheat blossom midge)
Lineage: Eukaryota; Metazoa; Arthropoda; Insecta; Diptera; Cecidomyiidae
Product: zinc finger protein OZF-like
Exons: 2
Coding region: 890-2374 (494 amino acids)
Source: RefSeq, a predicted model, not a curated record
ACGAAACAAAAAUGGUUUGAAGAUGUUUUGUAUUGGCAAAAUCAACUCCGCAUUCUAAUUGGGUUUGUAUGUUUUUAUGAUAAUGUUUCAGUUUCAAAGCACGAUGUUUCCCCCAAUUUUCAAUAUAAAUAUUCUUUCAUUUCAAUUGAUUUCUAAAUAUUAUUCGUUCAUCAUUGCUGCACACUUCAUUUCUUGCUGUGUCUUCUUCAGAAAAGCCUCACACAUCUGCAUUUUGGAUUGCAAACAGAAACACGAUCUUCGAACGUGACUCUCUUUCAAAUCAUUGCUGAUUAGAUAACGAUACUCGACAGAUGAACGAGUGAUUUUGAGUGAUUCUGUGUCAUUUCACGUAAUUUUACAAGCCACGGAAUUAAUUCGAUCUGCAUCCUUUUGCAGCAUAAACGAAUAAUGAAUUCAUCAAUUUGAUUUUGCUUAACUGUAUUUGUCCAGGAAUGUGAACGAUCAAUCCUUUCGAAUUCACAUUGCUUGAGAUCUUUGACCAUUCUUCCUGUUCUGUUGUCAAUGACAAGAUAAGUAUUACCAAAUUCAUUCACUUUGUACAAGUGACGAGGAAUAUUGGCGGUCGAAUUAAGAAUUUCUUUACUUCAAUGUGUAUAGCUUACCCCCCAUUGAACAUUGCAUCGCGAAUUUUCAAUUCGAUGGCGAAAUGAUCAUAAUUCCGAGCGAAAUGUGUCCAACAACAAUUUGGAUUUGUAAAAUGAACAUUUCGAAUGAAUUCAACGGGCAUUUUUGAAUCGGAGUCCGAAGUUGCUCAAAAGAGAGCUACCAAUUGACAUGAAGUGUGUGCAUGUGGCGACGUUGUCAACUUAACGAAAUGUCACCAACGCGAAUAGCAAGCGUUUGCAUCGCAAUAUCAAUGACGUAGGAUAUGCUGAGUUCGCCAUUGUUCAGUGAGUCACCGAGUGAAGCAGACAUCCUGAAAGACGAUACGCAAACAAAAUCAAUUGAAUUUUCAGCAGAAAAAAAGGCAUCGACCGACAAAAUGAACCCAUUCAAAGGUGCUUCUGGUCGACGCAGUAAGCGCAAGUCAAAUUGUGCAAAGGUUGAAGUCAAGCAAGAGCCGGUGAUUAAGGGUGAGCCGAAUGACGGUGACGAUGUCAUGAACAUUCCACGGCCACGAGAUUAUGGAAGAUAUCGUGUGAAUUACGAAGGACCGAUCGACUUUGCGUAUGACUUCGAUGAGGUGAAGGAUGAAAUAAUCAAAUGCGAAGAAGAAGAAGAAGAGACGGGCAAAGGAAAGGACCCGGCAUCAUGUGAGCGAUCGAAUGACAACGCUGUCAAUGAUGAUGACAACGAAGAGCUAAUUGGUGACACAAUCGAUGUGCAACAACCGAAACCACUUGGGAGCGAAAAGAAAUGGAAUGGAAGCUCCAAAAGACGGAAUAAACAAACGAUUCCCAGGAAUCAAGCGGCCAAAAAGCAAAAGAAGCACAAAUGCCAUGUGUGCAAUCAUUUGGCAAGUAAGAACUCUAACCUCAAAAUACACUUGCGAAUUCACACUGGAGAAAAGCCGUUUCAGUGUGACGUUUGCUCGAAGUCCUUUGCACAGAAAAGUAUCCUGAACCGUCAUAAGAAAACGCAUGACUCAAAGCCUCAAUUUCGUUGUUCAAAAUGUUAUAAAAGAUUCGAAGAAGAAUCAGACAACAUCGAUCACGAAAAGCUAUGUAGUCCCCAGCAAUUUGAAUGCGACACUUGUGGAUAUAGAACGAUCAACAAAUCACAUUUGAAAAGACAUAUGCGGACACACACCGGGUAUAAGCCGUUCGAGCGCUCAAUCUGUUUCAAGUCGUUUACAAGCAAUGCUUAUCUUCAACAACAUUCAAUGUCUCACAUCGAUGGACCGCCGAAUGCUUGUUCGAAAUGUUGUCGACGAUUUGCCACUCCAGACAAUAAGCAAUCACACGAAAUGCGCUGUCAACAAAGUCUUUUCGCAUGUAAUCAGUGUUAUUACAAAACUGUUCACAAGCGUUCGUUGGAGUGGCACAUGCAAUCAAAACACGGAGCAAAAAGAUCGAUUGAAUGUGAAAUUUGCAGCAAACAGUUCGUCCAACAGAUUACAUUAAAUCAGCAUUUGUCAUCAGCACACAGCGAUCGAUUCCCAUUCCAAUGUUCCAAGUGCUUCGGAGGAUACGCAACUGAGGAUGUAAAAGAGGUUCAUGAAGUUAGCUGUGGCUUUCGUCAAUACCAAUGCCAUUUGUGCAAAGAGCAUUCUCGUUCCAAACAAAUGUUGAUGUAUCAUAUGCGAAAAGAUCACACCGGAGAGCGGAUUCGAUGCAAAUUGUGUGCAGCAAGCUUUUUCCAGAAAAGUCAUGCCGAUCGACACAUGAAAACAGUUCACCGUUUGAAAAAGUAA